AUGAUUGAAGUUCCAUUUAUAAUUUAUGCAGAUAUUGAAUCACUAUUAUUAUCGGAAACAACCAAUCAACUGGAUGAAUAUAAAAUACCCAAAGGAACCAUUCAAAAACACAUUGCGAAUAGUAUUGGAUACUUUUUUCACGCUCGAUUUGAUGAGAAUUUGUCGCAUUAUGAUGGAUUUUCGGGGCCUGACUGUGUAGAUCAAUUCAUUGAAAGAUUGCUAUUUUUGGCAGAGAAUGUUGUGUGGCCAAAAAUCCAUGAGAUCGAAGCAAUGUCUUUGUCUGAGGAAGAAGAAAACGAUUUUCAAGAUGCUGAUGUAUGCCAUAUUUGCAAAAAAGAAUUCUAUUUUAAAUCGAAUAUGUGGAAUAAAGUUCGCGAUCAUUGCCACUUAUCUGGUAGAUAUCGGGGAGCCUCUCAUUCAGAGUGUAAUUUGAAAUUUCAAAUAUCAAAGUCAGUUCCGGUUGUUUUUCAUAAUUUAGACUAUGAUUCGCAUUUCUUAAUUGAAAGACUAGCCAACGCUUUCCCGAGUAAAAUGUCGUUAAUUCCCAAAAACAGCGAACACUAUAUUUCAUUUUCAAAAGAGUUGCCUGAUUACAACGAUAACAAUAUAAAUAAUGUGUUCGAGAAGGAGAACGGGCAUAGUAAUUUUAAUGAUGUCACUAUUGCUUUUGAUGGACGCAAAAAGAAAGAGAAGCGUUAUCGUGAAAGAAUGAAAUUGAGAUUUAUUGAUUCAUAUCGGUUUUUGAAUUGUUCUCUGGCGCAACUCGCAAAAAAUUUGCCAUCGGAGAAAUUAAGUAUUACACGAAAACAAUGGGCAAACUUGACUGAACAAAAAAUGGGAUUGCUAACAAUGAAAGGUGUAUAUCCAUACACCUAUAUGGACUCGUGGGAUAAGUUCAACGAAACGAAAUUGCCGUCUCCAGAACAAUUCUAUGAUGAUUUAAAUGAGUGUGGAAUAAGCGAUGAACAGUAUAACCAUGCGCAAAACAUUUGGAAUUCAUUUAAUAUUCAUACGUUAAGGGAAUAUACUGACAUUUAUCUUAAAACUGAUGUGCUUUUAUUGGCUGAUGUAUUCGAGAAUUUUCGAAAUAAUUGCAUUAAACUGUAUGGCCUAGAUCCUGCGCAUUAUUACACUCUACCUGGCUACUCCUGGGAUUGUAUGCUAAAGUACACUAAAAUCGAAAUUGAGCUUCUGAAGGAUGUUGAUCAAUUAAUGUUUGUUGAACGUGGUAUUAGGGGGGGAAUUAGCCAGGCGUCAAAUCGCUAUUGUGAAGCUAACAACAAAUAUAUUGGAGCAGAUUAUGAUCCCGAAAAACCAACAAAUUACUUAUUGUAUUUGGAUGUAAAUAAUUUAUAUGGAUGGGCUAUGAGUCAGGCGCUUCCAUUGUCACAAUUUAAAUGGAAUAUGGACACAUAUUCUAGCGUUGAUGAUAUCCAAACCAAAGUUAUGCAAAUGGCAGAUGAUGCACCAGUUGGUUUCAUUCUAGAAGUUGAUUUAGAAUACCCACAAUAUUUACAUGACUUACAUAAUGAUUAUCCUUUUUGUUGCGAGCAUAUGGAGGUAGGCGAUUCGUCGGAGAAAAGACUUGUUCUUACACUAUACGAUAAGAAAAAUUACAUCAUUCACUAUAGGAUGUUAAAAAUGGCCCUAAAACAUGGACUUAAAUUAAAAAAAGUGCACCGCAUUUUGGAGUUUAAACAAUCACCGUGGUUGAAUGAUUAUAUAAUGUUGAAUACAAAUGAGCGUGCAAAAAGCACGUCUAAGUUCGAAAAAGAUCUUUAUAAAUUGAUUAACAAUGCAGUAUAUGGUAAAACCAUGGAAAAUAUUCGCAAACGUGUAGAUAUAAAAUUAGUGAAUAAAUGGGAUGGACGAUUUGGUAUGCAAACAUUUAUUGCAAGACCAAACUUUAAACGAAGCGUUGUCUUUAAUGAAAAUUUCGCUGCGUGUGAAUUACAACGAUUGAAUAUCUAUAUGAACAAACCUGUGGCUGUGGGUGCUGCGAUAUUAGACAUUUCAAAAUAUAAAAUGUAUGAAUUUCACUAUGAUUUCAUACUACAAUAUUUUAAUUGCAAUCAGUGUAAAUUGCAAUAUAGUGACACUGACAGUUUUCUCUACAGUUUUCAGUGUGAAAAUAUUUACGAUUUUAUUCGAGAGCACAAAGAUAGAUUUGACACAAGUGGUUUUGCAGAAAAUAAUCCGUAUGGCAUUCAACCGUUUAAUAAAAAAGUUCUGGGGGUAAUGAAGGACGAAUAUGAUGGUGAAAUCAUUAAAGAGUCCGUUUGUGUACGUUCAAAAUUAUAUACUAUCAAAUUGAAUGGGAAUAAAAUCGUUAAGAAAGGAAAGGGUGUUAAGAAAAAUGUACUCAAUAAAAAAAUUUCAUUUGAUGACUAUAAGCGCUGCAUCGAUGAACUUUGCGUGGUGGAAAAGGAACAAAUUAUCAUAAAAUCGUAUCAUCAUCGUGUUUAUACGGUAAAAAAUGAGAAAAAGGUGUUGGACCCGAAUGACAAGAAGAGGUUUAUCAUUCCAAACAAAUACAAUACUCUCGCUUUGGGGCAUUAUGGAAUUAAUUCAUACAAAAAUCAAAAUGAAUGA
Sitodiplosis mosellana (orange wheat blossom midge) is the source of this 2592-nucleotide messenger RNA. RefSeq lists its product as uncharacterized. NCBI's taxonomy places the organism in Eukaryota, Metazoa, Arthropoda, Insecta, Diptera, Cecidomyiidae. The coding region runs from base 1 to 2592 and encodes 863 amino acids. The transcript has a single exon. The record is from RefSeq and is a predicted model, not a curated record. Gene Ontology annotation, molecular function: nucleic acid binding.